Messenger RNA from Psylliodes chrysocephalus, 556 nucleotides. NCBI's taxonomy places the organism in Eukaryota, Metazoa, Arthropoda, Insecta, Coleoptera, Chrysomelidae. The record is from the annotation of a GenBank genome assembly.
AUAUGGAAUUUUAUAUUAUUAAAUAUUUUUUUGUUCUUGUUGCCGCCAAAGUGAUUGGUGCAGCCGUCCACAUAGAGAGUAUGCAACUUUGUGAGAAACAAGACUAUGCUAUCAUGUGGGGAAUGAAUUUGAAGGACGAAGGUAACCAACAGGUUGUUGAGGACGGAUUCAUGGAAACUAAAAUAGAUGUGGAUAAUGAUGUAAUGAAUAAAAUAAUAAUUUAUAAGAAAGAAGGUGAAAACUGGAACCAGCUUGUGACUAAAACCGAUGGCACUUGUAUAAUGGCCAAAAACUUUAUGGGCGAAUUCAUAAACGGUUUAGAAAAUGCAGCUGGAAUGAAACAGACAUGUCCUUAUACUAAGGGCAAAUAUCAAAUCAAGAAUUACCCAUUAGAUUUCAGCACAUUUAAAUACAAGGAUUUCCCUCCUGGUACUAUCAAAAUAAGAUCAGAAUUUUACGGAAAAAAUGAUUCGGAAAAACUACUGUCAUGUUAUGAAGCUAUAUUUACUAUGACAGCUUAAAAAUACUAUAUUUGUUAUAUUAUAAUUAAAAUAUA